Messenger RNA from Apodemus sylvaticus (European woodmouse), 1170 nucleotides. It is a transcript of the gene Serpinb13, whose product is annotated as serpin family B member 13. The transcript is spliced from 7 exons. NCBI's taxonomy places the organism in Eukaryota, Metazoa, Chordata, Mammalia, Rodentia, Muridae. Bases 1 to 1170 code for a protein of 389 amino acids. Gene Ontology annotation, molecular function: serine-type endopeptidase inhibitor activity. The record is from RefSeq and is a predicted model, not a curated record.
AUGGACUCACUAGGCACAGCAACCACACGGUUCCUGUUUCAUCUUUUUAAAGAACUGAAUAAAACAAAUGACGGCAAUGUCUUCUUCUCCCCGGUGGGCAUCUCAACAGCCUUCGGCAUGAUCCUCCUGGGGACCCGAGGAGCCACUGCCUCUGAGUUACAGAAGGUACUCUACUCUGAACAAGACACAGAAAGCUCCAAAAUGAAGUCUGAAGAAAAAGAGGUGAGACACACAGAAGAAAUAUAUCAUCAAUUCCAAAAGCUCUUGACUGAAAUAAGCAAUUUUUCUACUGAUUAUGACCUGAUCAUAAACAACAGGCUGUUUGGAGAAAAAACAUACCUGUUCCUUCAAAAAUACAUAGAUUAUGUUGAAAAAUAUUACCAUGCAUCUCUGGAGCCUGUUGAUUUUCUAAAUGCUGCAGACGAAAGUCGAAAGAAGAUUAAUUCCUGGGUUGAAAGCCAAACAAAUGAAAAAGUCAAGGACCUGUUUCCAGAAGGCUCUUUGAACAGCUCCACCAAGCUGGUGCUAAUAAAUACAGUUUAUUUUAAAGGCCUGUGGAACAGAGAAUUUAAGAAAGAAAACACCAAGGAGGAGGACUUCUGGCUGAAUAAGACCUUAACUAAACCCGUGCAGAUGAUGGCCCAGUGCAGCUCCUUCAGCUUCACCCUCCUAGAGGACCUGCAGGCCAAAAUUGUGGGGAUCCCAUAUAAAAACAAUGAUCUCAGCAUGUUCGUGCUUCUGCCCAAUGACAUCGAUGGUCUGGAGAAGAUAAUCGAUAAAAUAUCUCCCGAGGAGUUGGUGGAGUGGACCAGCCCCGGACACCUGGAGCAAAGGCAGGUGGACCUGCGCUUGCCCCGCUUGCAUGUGGAGGACACCUAUGAGCUGGAACCCACGCUGGGAGCUGUGGGCAUUCACAGCGCCUUCAGCGAGCACGCGGACUACUCAGGAAUGCCUGCGCACUCCGGGCUGCAUGCCCAGAAUUUCCUGCACAGAUCAUCCUUGGUGGUGACCGAGGAAGGCGUUGAGGCCACUGCGGGCACUGGAGUGGGCUUCACGGUCUCAUCAGCUGCGAGCUGCGAACUUGUGCACUGUAACCAUCCAUUCUUGUUCUUCAUCAGGCACAGAGACUCUGACAGCAUUCUCUUUUUCGGCAAGAUUUCUUCUCCCUAA